CAGCGCGAAUCCGGAACGUUUUAUUGUCGUACACGCCGCGUCGGCCGCGACGCGAUCGCGGGUCUGUCGUUAGUCGCUAUCGAUCCUCCGACGCUUUGCGAGCUCCGCGCGCGCGAUUGUUUUGCUUUCCUCCUUACUCUGCCUCCCGCCCGCGCGCGCUCGCCGCGCGGAAAAACUCGGCGUGGCGCCGCCGCCGCCGCCGCCGCGUGUCCGUGGGAGAGAACGCGCGACCCGGUCAGUGCCGCGCGCGCGAGAGAUGCCAAUGACACGGGGUACGUUUUUCUCUUCUCCGUCUUCAAAAUACGUCGCGCGGUAACUUGUUGCGAGUUCCGUCAAUGGGAGACAGUGACGCCAGCGGCGGCGGCGACGACGGACCGCCUGCCUCCUCGCAUAUGGCGCUCCUCGUCGGGAAAGACGCGGUCAAUGGGUUCUAUUGAAAUUAAUUACGAUUUUACGCCGAGCGCUUGUAAAUGCGCGUCUCUGUGCCCGGAAAGAGUCUGGCGGUCAAUAGUCUCGAUCGUGACUGCAAUUUUAAACUCGUGACAAUCCUCGGAUCAAGGAACAACGCUAAUAACAAUGUUUCGCGAUAACUUAUCUCCCGAAGAUCAUAUAUUCUGAUAUUAUUUCCAAGUGGAGUCCAAGGGCGAUGCUCGAGUGCAGAAGAAAUUUUUUGCCACAUUUUCUUCGUCGACGGCACAUAGAACGUAGGGGAGAGUCGGAUACCUGUUCCGCGGGCGACACGGCCGUCAUUCUUCCCGAAAUCGAGAGUACUCGAGGCGUCGAGACUCCUGACGGGAAGUCGCCGAUCAACGAUCUUCUCGGGAUGCUUUCAAUUUAACAGCGAGGACGAGUCCCCCACUACGCGGGAGUUCUCAGGAUUCGCAUCGUCUUCGCCCAACAUCAAAGCAACCGAGUCAACGGUAGAUCAGACGUUCACGAUAUCACCCGCGUGGGACAUCGAUAAGAACGAUGUGCAACAAUUGGUGCAUCUCAGCGAAGAGAAAAGCAGCCUGUUCAGGCUACUUGAAGACUCUCAGCUGAGCAUGAUCGAGGAUGUCGGUGACACCUGUCUGGUAGAAUCGAGUCUGGGCAAUUACAACGAUGCGAGCGCAGCGUCGCAUUAUUUGAUGCUGAACAAACAGAACUCCUUCGAACACGACGAAAGUCUUGGUAUAUUGACGCCGGACCAGAUGACCGAUUUCACGGUGGCGUUGGAAUGCUCCAGGACACCAUCCUGCGAGAAUCUCACUGGUUCGGCCGGCUCGAAAUUGGCGUUGACGCGAGCGUCCGCUUCGACGAGGCCGCUGGUGGACGUGGAGCCGACGGAGGAAAGUAUCUGUACCGAGAGAACUCCCUCGCCGGAAGAGCUACCACUCGAUCCUAAGCCUGUGGAGCCGAUCAGAGGUAACGCCGUGCCAGUGAGCUUCGUCACGUCGGUCACGAGCAUCACCAGUCUCGAAGCGGGUUACCAAGGAGACGGCGAGAAUUCGCGGCCGGCCAGCCGUGGUGCGGAUCCACCAUCCAUGGCAGUGCCGCCGGUCAAUCUUCCCGCACCUUGCCGUCAGGAUCCGAUGACCGACUCGGACUUCUUCACCGAGAGCGACGCGGACGCGCACGAGGAGAUUGUGCGGGGCGACAGGAAGGCGCAGGUGAUCGACGGCACGUUGUUCUGCGCACCGGGCGAACGCGUAUGUCCCAGCUUUACCGGAGAAGAGAUGGACUCGAGUGGGAUUUAUUCAGAUUUGGACAAGCUACAGGCGCCUGGGGAACAGGCGCCGGAAGAUAAUGACGAUCAUACCCCCGAUACCGGAGAUACCGAGUUGUCCCAGAGGAGCCAACCCUCGCCCAAUGCGAACGUUAUCAUGGAUUAUUUACAGAUUCAUCCUGUAAAGGCGUUGGAUGAAACGAGCAACACAAACGACACAUCGGCCUCUGUCGAAGUUACGGUGAUUGAAAAAGUCGAAAAAAAUGAAAACAGGCCCAAAACACAAAGCAAGACCGAUACGCCGUUGAAAAAAUAUAAAAUGCCCAAGAGAAACGUCGUCUCGAAGAUCAAGGCGAUGAUCGAGUCAUCGUCGAAAGACGAUGCCGAAAAGGAGGCGAGACGUUCCCAGAGAUCAACGAGAAAGGGCGGACGGUGGGACGCUGUGAUGAAUAAAAUAGAGGCUGGCAAAAACGAGCAGAGAACGAGAUCAGUCAGGAAGGAAGUAAAAUCGAGAGUGUUGCAGAAUCUCACCUUGUCGCCUUCCACGAGGCCGACGUCGAAAAAAGCUGGCGACGCGAACAACAAUAAUAAUAAAGACAAACGGAGGAUGCGUGGCUGGCAAGAAAUGAAAUCGCCGACGCAGGAAACAGCCAGGAGUUCUGUUCGCAGCUCCAUGAGCGAUCUCAGUAGCGGCCCAAGUAAGGACAUGCCAAAGAGAUCACCGACGUCCGCGAAUCCGCCCCGGAGAUUCGUCUCGAACGGCCACGCCAAUCACCAUCAGGUCCGCGUGAACAGUUUCGACGCGAAGAAGAACUGCGUCGACGUGGCGACGGUGGAACUCGAGAAGAGCCCGCCGUCGGCGCGAAAACCAGCAAUAACAAGGAGAUUAGCGGCCAGCGCCACUGUGAAACAGAAAUCCUCCGUGGCGUCGAUAAAAGAUCGUGAGUCCAAGGAGACUCAUCACAAUAACACUUACACGGUGUCGAGGACGUCACCGGAGACGCGAGAUCAGGCCGCGCAGACCACCGUACCGUACGCGGAUCUCCGCAUGGAACAAGCGGAACGUGCGGCACAGGCGCUCGCUGUGAGCGUACACUAUUUGGCAUUCGAGCUGGACGCGUUUGCCACUCCCAAACUGAAGAAAGAUUUCGAGAAGUUGAAGGCCGACUGCGAGGAAAUGAAGAACGAGCGAUCGGCCCUGCUUUCGGAAAUUGACGUUUUGCGCGCGAGAUGCGUCAGUAUGGAGGAGAGACUCGAGGUGGAGAGGGAUGACCACCAUAAAGAUCUGGAUCAGCUUCGCGAUGAGUUGGAGGCUCAUAGGUCGAAACAGGUUGCUUCACUCGUCGAAACUCUAAAGGAGGAAAGACACAAAUACGACGUCAGGCUGGACGAAGUCACGAGGGAGCAUCGCGCGACAAUUGCAAAAUUGCGCGCCGAGCAGAUCAACGAGCUCGCUCGUAAAGAGGAGAUGAGAAAAUCCGUGGUUCACGAUCAGGGCGCGGCGCUGAUGGCGGAGAUCGAGUCGCUGAGAUCCGUGCUUGAGCUGAAAAGUCAGGAGAACGCCGCCCUUCGUUCAGAACUGGACAGUUACAGGCGCGACAUCGAGGAGAAGGAUGCCUUGCAGCUACGGCUCGACAUGGCGGAAGCUAGAUGCGAGGAUCUGAAGGCUCAGCUUCAACGGAAGGAAUCCUUCGAACGACAGGUCUCGCACGAAAACGAGAUGCUUCACGAAUCGAUUCAUCAAGUCUCGAAGCACAACAAACGACUAUCACAGCGUAACGAAGAGCUACAGUGGAAGCUGCGAAACAAAAACGACUGGGUGAGCGUUCUUGCGAAUCAACUGAAUCCGCGAUUAUCUCGAUCCGCAGGUCCGGAACAGCUAGAACACAGUAGUUAUUCGCUCGACAAAAACGGCGCUCACUCGUCGUCGAUGGUGAAAUUCAUGGUCGAGAAGGGCGCCUCCGUCUCUUGGACGCUGGAAAUCGACGACCUGUCGAAGGGACCGUCGUCUGACUCUCUUAGCACAUUGCCGAAAGUAGCUAGAUCCUCCGAGGGUGCGACGACAGUUUCCAGGCAAGGAUCGCUCAGGUUGACGCCAAACGCCAGACCUGCCAUGGACACUAGAGCGAGAUCGAAGAGUAUUUCCACUACGUGUGAUUCAGCGCGGACCGCGGCGGUGGAUGAAACUGCCGCGUGGGCGCCUUCGUUCAACUCGACGCCGGUCCCACGACGACGUCCUAGGAAAGACCAAUCGUCGCCUUCCUCGUCAUCUUCUUCAUCGUCUUCCACGUCGUCUACGGCGCCGGCCGUGAAUCCCGCAGUGGCUGCCGCGGUGGCGGCCGCUGCGGCUGCGGCGGCGGCAGCUGCGGCGGAUGACUGCAAUGUCGGCGGCGGCCAGAGACCGCAGGAAGCUGGCGGGGAAGCGAUGAUCUCCGAGGAAACGUCGGCGUCCAGCAGCGAGGAUGAAUCGUCCACCGGCAGUGAUAUCCCUCGGCUGGGAAUACAGUUUGCUUGGGGGAAGCCGAUCAAGUAACACUCGAGCGAAAGAACGCGGCCUGUUAUUACCUGUCUGCGCGUUUUUUCUCUCGCGUAACACAGUGAUGUUUCGAAUCGCGAAUUGUCGUACGGUCGCCGUCUCUGUUCUCUUGCCUACAGUGAAGUCGUUUCUCGACGUGCACUCAUUGCGGAUCUUCGUUGAUCAUUCCCCUUCGUCCGCGUUUGCAGAUACAUUUACAUUUCGUGUUGUGUAACGUCAGCACCGCGCCUCAUUUACUUUUCCUCUUCCAACCGAUACAUCCAGAGAUUCAGAGCGAGAGGAGUGACGUUUACGUUUUAAGCAAACGUGCCGCGCGAUCAAAUGUUUCACGCGAUUCCGGAGUAUAACGUUGUAAGUUAGUGAGAUAUUUAAGAAUGAAUUCCACGAUGUAUUUUAAUGUUACGACUGUAUAAAUUAGACUAGUACGAUUGUUUCCGUGGUUUUCUCGAUUAAAAGGACGUUUCAUCUUCCCCCGACGUUUUACAUUGCGAUUUAAGGCAGCGAUUUACCGCGUGGAUUUAAGAUUAGGAUCUUCGAAAUCCAUUACGUAAUGAUUUUCCGAUAUGCAUACAACGAAACUGCUUCGUUUGCUGUAAUCAAGGCAACCGUGCCUUUCUUUCGGGCAAUUUUCGCCUAUAAAGUUUACACAGGUUAUUGACGUACAGAGUCACGCAGAAUUCUUUGUUUUUUUUGUUUUGUACUUUUUUUUUGUACUUUGACGGACAUUGAAAAAGGGAAAUUCAAUGUUGUUUUGGCUGACAGCUUUUAUUUUUAUUGUGGUCUUUCUGAGAAUUUUACCGCAUGUCCGAUUGUCUUUAUACUUUUACAAUUAUGUGAGUACGUUUUAUAAGCAUCACUUUUUGUUUAUUUUUUUUUUUUUUUGGUACAGAGACCACGUAGCAUUGAGGAGAUAAAUAAAAUAUAUAUAUAAGAGCAUGACAAAAGAAAAAUAUUCCUCGCGAUCAUGCCGAUUUUCGUACUUGUAAGUCGAUUCUUUUUCAGUUGAUGCGCGUCGUCUUGCGUUAUCCGUUUGUUGCGUUCUCGAGAAAAAAAAAUCUCGAUUGCCGGCGCUCCGUACUAGUACUUUAGACGGAGUUUGUGAUGCGCUUUUGCGCACACAACGGCAAUCGAAUCAUGGUUUAUCUGGUAGAUGCAGCAGUGAUAACCAUUAGCGACAAAACUUGUAGCACGUUCCGACAAGAGCGUUAAUUUCACAGUCCGUUCCAUAGACAAGUCGUAGACUUUAGAUUAUAAUGAAAGAGAGAACAUCGCGCGUGCUCGACAUACGGAAGCCAAGUAUUAUUCACCGAGAAAGUAUGUUUUCUUUUCUCAUGUGUGCUGAUAAGAUCGAUGUAUUAUAUACUUCUCGAAUAAAUAAGUAUCAUCUAAAUUCUAGAGCAA
Solenopsis invicta (red fire ant) is the source of this 5642-nucleotide messenger RNA. RefSeq lists its product as uncharacterized. Lineage: Eukaryota; Metazoa; Arthropoda; Insecta; Hymenoptera; Formicidae. Gene Ontology annotation, molecular function: microtubule binding. The transcript has 11 exons. The record is from RefSeq and is a predicted model, not a curated record. Bases 1044 to 4238 code for a protein of 1064 amino acids. Gene Ontology annotation, cellular component: nucleus; cytoplasm.